UCACUGUACCUUUAAGAGGAGGGGAGCCUGAUGGCAGUGUGGGGGUUUGUAUGAAUAUCAGAUGAGCUCCGUUUGUGCCAUGCGGACCUACACACACACGCGCACACACACACACACACACACACACACACACACACACACACACACACACACACACACACACACAUACAUACACCACGCUGGCCAGCCAUAGGCUGUUGCAGACUAUUUCUUCUAUAGAUAAGCAGAGAAAGGAAGAGAAAGAUGAAAAUGUAUAUCACAGAACAGAAGAGGGAAGACAAGGCUGCAUAAGACGGCUGAGAAGAUAGAAAGAGGGUGGUAGUGCAGACAGCAGCAGCCUCGGCAGAAUUCCCAGAAUCCCUCAACACUUACGGCUGAUUGUUCAUACCUGCUCAGAGGAGCCGAGGUCGACACCUGUCAUGGCAGACUAGCUUUAUGUGUCUGUCUGAGGAGUGUUAAACUUGGGAGAAGAGAGACAGAAAUAGAGGAGGGAUAGAAGAUAAACGGGAGAGAUAAAGUGCUUGUGAUGUUGCGUGGGGAUGAUGCAGAAUAUCAGCGCCGGUAUCACACUCUGGGCAGCUCCACCCGCCGCCUUUCAAACCCCGACAUGGAGGCCUACGCUAAGCUCCACAAGGGCGGCGACGUGGAGCACCAGCGAAACAAAAACCCUCCACAGCACGCUGCCACGCUGGUCAACACUAACUGCGCACGACAGCAGCAACCACAUUACUGGAGUUUUAAGGCGAGGACUCCGCGUGGCUCUGCGGGGUUACAGCAGCAAACGCUGGGCGAGCAGGGGGGUGGGCGACUGUGUUAUGCGUCUGCAGAGAGUUUGGAGAGCAUGGCCGAUGCUGAGAUCCCACUGGGCUUCAGUCGCUCCAACAUACUCAGACAGAGUCUUCCACUUGCCCGAUCACCAAGCCAAGCUAAACUAAGAGCCCCCGCGGUGUUAUUUUUGCAGUUUGGUGACGAGACACAUCGAGUGCACAUCACUCAUGAGCUGACCAGCAUGGAAACACUUCACGCGCUCAUCGUUCACAUGUUCCCUCAGAAACUGACGAUGGGUGCACUGCGUUCACACGGCACAGCUCUUCUCAUCAAAGACGAGGCACGCAACAUCUUCUAUGAGCUGGAGGACCCUCGUGACAUCCACGACAGAUGUCUUAUUAAAAUAUACUGCAGAGAGGCUCCAAUACGAGACCCACACUAUAACACGCAACACACACCCCACCCUGUACACCACGGCCACAUCACCAAUGGAGACCUGCGGAGAGAGCUGGUGUACACCUCGAGGGAAUCAUCUCCCACACGCCGUAUGAACACACUCCCAUCUUCCUCGCCUUCCUCUGGUUCACCGUCACACUCACAAGCUCGCCUUUCCUACACGGGUGGGCGUCCGUCCUCUUACGCGGGGCCCCAUCCGUCACCUCAGCUCCACCACUAUCAGCACCAACACCAUGCCCAUUCAGCUGGCCACGCCCCCCAACAGCAAGGCCACACCCACCCUGCAUUUUGCCCUUCCCCCAGUGCCAUUCUGGAACGCCGUGACGUAAAACCAGAUGAAGAAAUUACAUCAUCAUCGAAAAGUGUGGUGCUGCUUAAAAACGAAGCAAUAUACGCAGACCCAUACACGCUUGUCCAAGAUCCCCGCAUCAGUAUUGCAUCACAGCAAGCUCUGGCAUACCGUCGCGGCUCUGUACGCUCUCUUGGUGGCUACCCUGCAGCGGCAUUACAGUGUGAGCUCGAGGGCGCCCUUUACAGGCCCGGAGGACCCAUAUAUGUGGAUCCAUAUGCCACAAUGGGUUUCCGCACCUUACCUCCAGGCUCACCACAAAAACUGUCUGAUAGCAGGGACCCUUAUGGGAGCCACCCAGGCCGCGGGUCCCCAGGGAGACACGGGUUACGUAAAGAUGGCACUGUGUUCAUAGAGAGCCCCAAAAAUCGUCCUGGGGGGCAGCAGCUGGAGCAGAUAUGUAUGCUGGGGGGCCCUGGAGGAGACGGAGGGCCAGUUUAUGGCUCAACAUUACAUGGUAACGAAGAAACCAGAGAGCGUAUGGAGGCAAUGGAGAAACAAAUAGCGAGUCUGACCGGUCUGGUUCAAAGUGUCUUGACCCGUGGACCAGACAGCCCUGAAAAGGCAGAAACAGCAAGCGACUGCUCAGCACCAGAGAUCUCGUCCCCAUCCACGCCCCUGGCUCUAAUGCCACCCCCGCCCUCUGGAGUCUCUCAGCCAAUAGCGAUGUCCCAUUUACAAAUGCAGCUGCAUCUUACAGACCUGCAACAGCACACGGUUGAACUACGCAAACAGCUGACAGAAUUACGCCAACUACAGUUGCAGAAUCAGGAUUCUGUGCAGGCGUUACUCAGACAGACAGAGUCUGAUUUGGGAAUGUGUCUGAUCGAGGCAUCUCGGACACAAGAAGAUCCACUACAGCGUCAGCGUCUUCUGGUGGAAGAGGAGAGACUACGCUAUCUUAAUGAAGAAGAACUCAUUAUACAACAACUACAUGAUCUAGAGCGCUCCGUGGAGGAGAUGAGGGUGGGAGUGGGGCUUAACCAUAACCUGGUAACCCAACAGGAAAUAGAACAGAAGAGUUUGGAACUCAGGAGACUCGGAGAGACCGUCACUUACCUCAAGAAUCAGUUCCCUACUUUACAAUGUAAGAUGCGUGUGGUGUUGAGGGUUGAAGUUGAAGCCGUCAAGUUUCUGAAAGAAGAGCCACUCAGAUUGGAAGCACUUCUGAAACGCUGCAGAAACAUUACUAAUACACUCGCUGUACUGCGAAGGCAGGUAUCGGAAGGCGUGUGGAGGACUCCUGAUGACUUCAGUAGUUCUGUUUCCAGCUCCAGCGAUGUUGACUUCAGCCGAAGUUCUGAUCUGGAUAUUCUUAACAGUCCAUCUCUAAAUCUGCCUGACCUAGGGGGCACCUUAUCGGGCACUGCCACUCUCUCUGUCUCCCUGGGCACUAAUACCACCCUGGGGACAAACCCCAGUGCUUCCUGUUUAGAAGGUACCACUAGUCUGUCAAAUGUGCUCGGCUCCAGUGUUGGUGGCACUCUGAGCAGCAGUGGUAUGUCGGGAUGCACCACACUGGGCAACUGGUUGGCAGGAGCCGGGGCAACAGACCCCAUCAUGCCUGAGAUGGACAGCUCCUCAGCAGGGGCAAUAAAGACCUCUGGCCUGGAAGACCUGCCCAUACGUAGAGAAUCUGACAAAGGAGUGUCCGUGGAGGUCCGACUGGCUGCCGAGCGAGACUGGGAGGAGAAGAGAGCCAGUUUAACUCAGUUCAGCGCUCAGGACAUCAACCGCCUGCUCGAGGAAACACAAGCAAAGCUCAUGAAGGCCAUUCCUGAUCUGGAUUUUGCUGCCAAGCAGAUCACCAAACCGGCUGUACCUCCAAAACCCCAACUCUCCUCUCUGCCAGCCCCUGGAUCCACCUCCUCCACCCCGAGCCUAACACCUGAACAUCACCCCAGCAAAACUCCACCCAAACCACUCAGCAAAGACAGUAUUCCACGCAGGGGAUCGGGAGAGUUGACUGUGCAGCGGUAUCGAACAGAAAAGCCGUCCAAGUCUCCGCCCCCUCCUCCACCCCGCCGAAGUUUCCCAUCAGCACUUGGACUCACAACCAACAGCAGUGGAGACGUUAUCACCAUAAGCAAGAGCUUGAAGAAAACCGAGAACAAAGAGGAUGCUGAUGUACCGACUCAAUCUCAAACACCACCCAUCAAACUCAGACGACCCUCGACCUCUGACGGACCCUCAUCCACACCGCCCGUCAUCGCCGCUUCCGGCAUGAAGGAGGAUGAAGAUGAGGAUGAGAAGAUUAUGGCAGAACUGGAGCCUGUAGGCACUCCUCCGGGCUCUGCUAAGCUGGUGCAGCCAUCUGCCGCGUCUCGCUUGCGACACCUGCAACAGAGCAGCCUGGAGCGUCGAAACCGGAAACAGCAGGAGGAAUUCCCUAAACUGCAGCAGGGUCAGCAGCAGGUAUUCCACUUCUAACAAUAACUGACCCUGCUAGCAUGCAGUUACCAUCCUGACUGAGGCUACCACUGACUUUACCUCUGAUCUACGCUAAAAGGCACUUGUUGGAACUGUUACACUUGCUGUUAUGUGCAAAAUUGUCAGUUCUAUGUUGUCUCCAAUGACUGUUACAGUAGCAGCUAAGCAUUAGGGUUUGGCUGUUCUUCUAGAAGUUAUGUGUUUUGGAGAUUUGCUGGCCCAGUUGCUGCACAAAAGUUACAGUUUUCCACUGUGCAGAAUGGAGUUCAAAGUCAAAUUUUUCUGACCUCUUUUGCAUUCACUGAUUUCACUUAUACUUACAGAUUUAGUAUUUUUCACUUCCAGUCUACAUGAACUAU
Xyrauchen texanus (razorback sucker) is the source of this 4362-nucleotide messenger RNA. RefSeq names its product SRC kinase signaling inhibitor 1-like. The transcript has 19 exons. The coding region runs from base 527 to 4003 and encodes 1158 amino acids. Gene Ontology annotation, biological process: regulation of dendritic spine morphogenesis. The record is from RefSeq and is a predicted model, not a curated record. NCBI's taxonomy places the organism in Eukaryota, Metazoa, Chordata, Actinopteri, Cypriniformes, Catostomidae. Gene Ontology annotation, cellular component: actin cytoskeleton; postsynaptic density; cytoplasm.